This is a messenger RNA of Anolis carolinensis (green anole), 3161 nucleotides long. RefSeq names its product BAG cochaperone 2 (gene bag2). Gene Ontology annotation, molecular function: adenyl-nucleotide exchange factor activity; protein-folding chaperone binding. Lineage: Eukaryota; Metazoa; Chordata; Lepidosauria; Squamata; Anolidae. Gene Ontology annotation, biological process: protein stabilization. Bases 64 to 723 code for a protein of 219 amino acids. The record is from RefSeq and is a predicted model, not a curated record. The transcript is spliced from 3 exons.
GGGCGGCCCUUAGGCAGGGAGGAGCCUCAAGCGGCGGCAGCAGAGGCAGAGGCAGAGGCGGCGAUGGCCCAGGCCAAGAGCGGCGGCUCCAAAAGCCUCGCCUCGGAGCCCGGAGGGGGAGUGCCGCCUCGCCGAGGCCGUUUCUUUCGCUCCACUUCCAUGGCCGACCGCUCCAGCCGCCUCCUGGAGAGCCUCGACCAGCUGGAGCUCAGGGUGGAAGCUUUGCGUGAUGCAGCAUCUUCAAUGGAGCAAGAGAAAGAAAGCCUUCUGGAAAUGAUCCAUAAUGUACAAAACAGCCAGGAUAUGAGGAGCAUCAGUGAAGGAGAAAGAGAAGAACUCAGUCUGACAGCUAAACGCCUGAUGGGAAGAACCCUCACAGUUGAAGUUUCUGUCGAAACCAUCCGAAACCCGCAACAACAGGAAUCCCUGUUUCAUGCCACACAGAUGAUUGAUGACAUUGUCGGUAAACUUGUGGAUGAUUUGGAAGACUCUAAGAAUCGUUUGAUGUCACUUUAUGGCGCAUGUUUAUCUGAAGUGCCCCCUGGACCCGUGAAUCAAAGAUUCCAGUCUGUUGUCAUUGGAUGUGCUAUAGAAGAUCAGAAGAAAAUCAAAAGGCGGCUAGAGACCCUGCUUAGGAAUAUAGAAAACUCUGAAAAAUCCAUCAUGUUACUCGAGCAUCAGAAGGCAACAGCAAAGCAGUUCUGCAACAAUGGAGAAGAGUAAAAAUCAUGGAAUACUACUGUGAAAAUGAAUGCCUCCAUUAAUUAUGCAAAAGCAAAGCCAAAAAAAUUAGCUUGAUGCAAAUGUUAAACUUAUAGGGCUUGUUAGUGCAGACCCAAUAAUGGUGGCCAUUUAACCCAUUCUUAGUCCUUUAGGGCACUAAGAGGCAUAGCUAGAAGAAUGAUGGGAAAGGAUCCUGAAAGUAAAACAUGUCCCUGCUUCUUCAACAUAUAAGAUCACCAGUUCAAAAGUGUGCUUAUAUGAAACAUCCUGUGGCAACUGUAGGAUCCAUAGAACUGUAUAGACAUUAAGUAGUAUUAUUCUAUGGCUUUUGUUCCUUUCAACAGGGUUACUCAUUUGUUCUGCUCAGUGUAGGGAAUAUUAACAAAAUUAAUAAGUAUCUACAGUUCAAUUUCAGAAUUAACAGUGAAUGUAACUGAAUAUUUCUUAACAGUAUGCUGUUUGCUCCCAUGUUAGUAGCUAUUUUAAUACUUUUUAAAUAAUCUGUUAUUUCCAAAUGAUAGAAACUCAUUGGCAAUUCUUUGGGUACCUUUCAGUUCUUGAAAUAAUGUCAUUCUCAUUUGUUAUGUAAAAGAAAUGCAUCUUGCACGUGUCUCCCUUGUCCCUCUUGGGGAGUGACCCUACUCUUGCGAGAUCAUGGGGUGGGAUUGCUAUAAUAGAUGUGGAGCGGGGAAAAGCUGAUUUUCCAUGCUCCAGAUUUAUAAAUAAAAGUUUACACUCUACACUGCUUGUACUUCAAAACCCCUCUUUCAGAUUAAAGUCACACUAGCAUAUAUACUCAGCAUUGAAUCAACCCUGGUGAUCAAUGGGGUGACAGAUGUCUCAGCCAGAUCGCCCUCACAUCCGGAUGUGAGGAUAGCAUUGCCUAGGUGUCUCUUCCUUAUUUCCUAUUCCCUUUUUCUUUCCUCCCUCAUACUCUUUUCCUUCCCUUUCUGUUCCUUCCUUCCCUCCCUUCCUUCCCUUUUCUUCAUACACAUCACAAUUGCAGCAGCCAAUCAGAAUUCACUCCCUUUUUCCCCAGUCAUGUAACAGAGGGCCACUUCACUUAGUCACAGCCAAUCCACUUUGCUCCUUUUCUUUCCUUCUGCUCCAGUUCAAACUCCUCAAUUAUUUUAGGUUGGGGAAUGAAGGGUAUGUGUGCCAAGUUUGGUCCAGAUCCAAUGUAGGAACAUUUGUAAUACAAACAGGCAGGGCUGUAGCCAGGGUGUGUGUGUUAAAAAUUCAACACCCCCCCCCCCCCCCCCGGAAUGUUUCAGGUUAAAAUAAAAACCUGGUUUACACACAAAUUGGUUAACCAGUUAAAAUUCAUGAGUAAACCAGGUUCGGGGGGGGGGGGUUUGAAUCCUUUUGGAGGGGUCGGACCCUUAAACCUCCUGGCUACGGCCCUGCAAACGGCCAAAGCAGUGUACAUGCAGACAUACAUUACAUACUUUGACUUUUAUAUAUAUAGAUGGUAACAAUGGCCUUAAUUUCUAAAGGAAGGUAAGGAAAUGGUAAAAGUUUUUCCCUGACAUGGGGGUUGGUGCUCAUCUCCAUUUCUAAGCCAAAGAGCUAACAUCUGUAGACACCUCCAAGGUCACGUGGCUGCUAUGACUGCAUGGAGCAUAAAAUAAAUUAUAAGCCACUCUUUACUAGCCUGUAUUUUAGUUGUAUUCCAAGUAUUCUCUCUGUGCAGGAAAAAAUAUUAAUUCACAGUCAUACUCAUGGGCACACAAGAAAGGCAGGUCCCCAGCUCCCCUUUAUUCCUUUUUUAUUCAUUUUCCAAAUUACCUUCUUAGCAAAUUUUCUAAUCAAUCCAAACACUUUCCUCUAUCUCUAGAGCACGGCUUCUUAAACUGUACGUCCCAACCCCAAGUGGCCGCCUUAGCUCAUUGCUGGGGUCCCGCAAAAAUUGGCACAGAAAAAGGUUUCAGAACGCCACCCAUUUUACACAGAUCUGUUAACAACAAUAUGCAGUGUUUAUAGUGAACGCUGCAGAAACUGCUUCAGCUGUACUCCACAAAAAGGAAAAUCAGUGUUUAUCAAGCCUUGCAAAUGCUGAUUGUCAGUAAAUGUUUGAUUUUUAUGCCUAUUUUAUAUACCUAUAUAUCUGGGGUUGUGUAAAAAUUUCUCAGGUGGAAAGGAGGGGUCACAAGUGGAAAGAAGCAUAGUUUUAGAAGAAUCCCCUCACUGGAUAUUUUUCAAUUCUGUAUACUGGAAAGGUGCAAGUUAAGUAGGUAGGUGCAUUACUUGCUACUUACAGAUUUGAAUACACUAUUCUGUACACAUUGCACUAGAAGUACAUAAGAGAAAUAUAAUGGCAAAUAUAGAAAAAUGUAGAGUAGCAGUUUUGAUUAUACAAUUAUCUUUUCUCCAUUCCUGGUUAAUUUACAUGUUGAACUGACACUAUUAGGAAAAAUAAAUUCAGGGUGUUAAAUUGA